AUGUCAGAAGAAGUAGACAUGUCAUUCAAAGUUGCGUUAAUGUGCCUAACUGUCCUCCUCGGCAGCAAUGCCUUCCCACUUGAGGAGGAACCGGACAUGUCCAUGUUCUUCGAUCACACCGACGCCAGCGCUCGCAUCGUCGGAGGCACCAACGCUGGCAGCGUUCCACACCAGGUGGCGCUGACCACCGGCACCGGAACCCGCAGUUUGUUGUGCGGAGGCAGCAUCGUGUCCAAUCGACACGUGCUCACCGCCGCCCACUGCAUGAGACCCGUCGGUGGAAACAGACCUAACAGCAACCUCCGCGCAUGGGCGGGCACUAACCGCUGGGCGAGUGGUGGCCAGGGGAUCCAGUUCAGCCACGGCCUCAUGCACCCUCAUUACAGCCAAAUUACUAUCAAGAACGACAUCGGAAUUUACACCGCCAGCAGGGCCAUCGUUCUCUCCACUUCCGUCCGAGUUAUUGCUCUGAACUAUGACUUCGUCGGAGCUAAUGUAGCAACCAGAGCUACAGGCUGGGGCAGAACCUCACAAUUUGGUUCUACUUCUCCCAUUAUUCUGGAGCUGCGCGCGAGAACCAUCGACGGUCAACGCUGCGCAAAUGAAGUCCGCCGGGUGCUCGGCUUAAUCGGCGCCAGCUCUCCCGCUGUCAACCCGACCCUCGAGAUCUGCACCUUCCACUCCGUCGGACACGGCAUGUGCAACGGAGACUCUGGCAGCCCCCUGGUGCGGACUGACCGCAACCAGCAGAUCGGCAUCGUGUCGUGGGGAAUCCCCUGCGCCCGCGGCGUGCCUGAUAUGUUUACGCGUAUUAGCGCCUACAGGACUUGGCUUCAAAACUCUUUGCGUUAA
This is a messenger RNA of Bicyclus anynana (squinting bush brown), 852 nucleotides long. Its product is annotated as chymotrypsin-2-like. Gene Ontology annotation, biological process: proteolysis. The coding region runs from base 1 to 852 and encodes 283 amino acids. The transcript has 5 exons. The record is from RefSeq and is a predicted model, not a curated record. Lineage: Eukaryota; Metazoa; Arthropoda; Insecta; Lepidoptera; Nymphalidae. Gene Ontology annotation, molecular function: serine-type endopeptidase activity.